GGUAGCCGGCAAAAUAGCCGUCCGCGUAAAGUUUUGUUUGAAACAGCUGUUCUUGGCUAAUCUUUGAAGUCCUUCGCGGGACGAGGACUCCAAGCGUGAACAAGCACGGCUACUUUGUGCACGCCAUGUGAGGCGGAAGUUGGCGCCUAUGAAAUUCGACGAGGUUCGCACCACCAAGAGCGACGGAUUGCGCGGAGUCGCUGACAACGUCCGUAAUCAGCUGCGGCAGCUAACUCGGUCAACACUUGACGCCUGGAGACCUUCGCCUCUUGACGACAGCGACAGGUUUCAGGGCCAUCGUGGUCGACACAGCGCUCUCAAAACAGCCAUGCAAGUCCUGGUGGUCCUUCUUCUGGCGGCUUGCGCUGUUGCCGGUGUGACAGCCCUUGCCACUCGCCAUCGUGUGAAGCAUGAAAUUGCCCCACUCUGCGACAACAACAUCGACCAGCAUGCCCGACUCGAUCGGCUUGUGGACCGGAUUCGUAGCAGGCUGCGGGACGAGGAGCCAUUCCCAUUGCCCACCGACAUUGCUCCCCUACGGCUGUAUGACGGCGUGCUGUGGGGGCUGAGCAACUUUGAACUGCGGCAUCCGCCGCAGUUGGUUUGUGGAAAUGGCUAUGCCAACCUCACCAUGCUCAUCGGUUUGGUGCAGCCACAUGUCCGAUACAGGUGGAACUUCACACCGAUUCCUGGCGUCACUGGGCAGUUCAUUGCACAUGCUGAUCGUGCCACUGUGGACAUAUUUCUUCAGGCGCCCCUUGACUCUCCUAAUGCAAAGGCUUCCAUCAAGUCGCUCAAGGUCACUGAACUCAGUCAGAUUUGGGUCAAAGUUCCCAGUGUCCCCGUGGUGAGCUGGGUGGCCUCACAAAUAGGGAACUUGGGCACAAUGAUCAACCGCAAAAAUCUGAAAAGGUUCCUUCAAGAAAACCUGCGCGCCUCUAUCCAAAAGACCCUCGACAAGGAACCCUUGUAGGUGUAAUGGGCAGGACGAUGGGCAUCGUGCCAGGCUGUUGCUCUGCGCCUGCUUUCAUCUUGAAACUGUCUCCUUGAUUGUGCGAAAAAAAAAAAAAAAAAGUCUCUAACAAGGUGGUCAGUGCAGCUAAUCCAACGGAUCGAAUUGUGUGUACUCAUAGCUUCAAUUUCUCUGUCCAUUUUUUACUUUUCACAUGCAAUUAGUGUCCGUGUGAGCUGUCCUGGCCAUUCAUUUUGCGGAAAAUGUUAAAGUGCAGUUUGAAGUGUGCCCCUAUGUGCAGUAAUUCCUAGGAGUUCGACUGUGGGGUUAUCUUACUAUGCGUGACAUUGCAAUGAAACAAUUGUGCCAUUGACAUUACUUGAGCGAUGUCAGUGCCUCAUACCUUCAGUGCUGUUGUUAAAGGAUGUGGUGAAAUGGCUCACAGACCAAGCUUGUAGUAUUUGUAUCAUCAGCACACAUUGAAAUGCCAACAGGAAAUUACUGAUCAGACGUGUACGCACUCUGUAUCUGCUUUUCAAAGCACGGGGUAGUCCCAAAUGUACGUUGUGGUGUCUGAAUUAGGUCCCUGUAACAAAUGCAGGUGAACCUGGAAAUGAAACAACAUAUUGGAGUAGUUUAAGAAUUGUCUGCAUUUGAAUUUAUGCUGAUACUACCUAUUUUUGUCCUUGUAGCCACUGCAUUAUGAUAGCAUUGUGCAGUUCAAAAACUAAGCAAAUUUAGCUUAUUAGUGAAUGGUUGGAAACAUUUUGACCUUUAUAUUUACUUUUAGAGUGAAUGCUCUACCACGCCAUGUCUCGCAAGGUCAUUCAUCGUGUCGCAAUGACCUUGAGCCGCGGGAGCGCAAGUGUGGCAGGUGCGACGUCGCGUCACGUGAUCCGCUGCGGAAAGGCGUCACAGCUGCGCUCGCUCGAAGCCUCACCCCUGCAGUACCAUGUGACUAGGCGAGGGUUUAAUGGCUGCUUUGCUGGCGCUUGGUUGCUCAGUCUCGCCAUGGAUGGCACACCGGCUGUGCCGUCUAUGCGUGCGCUUCAGCAUGAGUGGCAGGCUGAAUCCAAUCAUCCAGUAGAUAUACCUUUCGCUCGUGAUAACUAGGCUUACAAGAGUUAAACCUCAGCCAAUUUUUCUGCACCAUUGGCCAUGAAAGUUUACAACAGUUAUCUUGAUAGAUGUGAUUACAUGUAUUACAUGAAGUGUUGGUGCUGCUUUGGUAUUGCCACUUUAACGACAUUGACUGUUUUUAGAGAAGCAAUGAGAUUACAUUUUCAGCUAGUUAGUAUAUUUUUUUUUUCUGCGGUAUAUGAAGAAGCAAAUGCUCUAAGCUUAUAAAAAGUACUGGCAAAUGCCAGAGCAGUCCUAAAUAAUUACUGUAAUACUGGUUUCUAUGAACCAGUUCCAGUACUCGGGUGGAGGAUGAGUUGCGACACAGUGGCUGGUAUUGUUGCUGUGAUCGCUGCACGGGGGGGCACCACACGCAAGUACAGCCAGAAGAGGCAUGUGCAGCACUCAUUUUGAGAAACGCCAGAAUAGCUAGCCUCAUUGCUACGCGAAGUCUGCAAGUUUUACUGUAUCGUGUCACCGCAGGCCUGGCAUUUUGUGGGCAGCUUUAGUAUCAAAUAUAAAAUAUUAUCUUAUAAGCAUUUUGCCAUCUCCAUAUUGGCCAUGUAUGCAAAGUUUUGUACAUGUGAGAAACUUGUGGUAGAGUAUCUAGAACUUGGAAAAUAUGUAAGUUCUUCUUUAACAAUGGAGUUCGACAGCAUUGUGAGUGCAUGUGGCAGUGGCCUGUGCUGUAGGCCAUUGGAAAUGAUAAUAAUUACAAAGCAAUAUGCAGUUGUGGCCAAUAUGGAACCUUGAAACUAACUUGUGCUGUCACUCUUGUGAGUGUUAAGGACUUGCUCAAUGAUAUGCAUGCGAUGGACAUUACUUCGUGCUCGUGUUGACAUAACUUGCUACUGCUUGUUUCAGUUCAACAGUAUUGACGAGUCUUCCACUUUUAACAGGACCACAAUACAUAUUGGAUGGUGUCAGGGUCAUGUGCGCAGUUGCGCUGCAUCAAUACUCUUGCCUGUUUCCAUGAUGGAGACCAAUUGCAAUUUUUUUUUAUGAACUGUACAUUUUAUUGCUAGUCUUUGUGUACAAAUGUAUAAGGUCACACAAUAUUGCCUGGUUUAACUUAAUUGUCAUUUAUCCUAUUGUAUAUUGCAAAUGCCAUGGCAGUGUUCUGAACAAAUAAAGUAUUCUACUGCACGGCAA
This is a messenger RNA of Dermacentor silvarum, 3223 nucleotides long. RefSeq lists its product as uncharacterized. Lineage: Eukaryota; Metazoa; Arthropoda; Arachnida; Ixodida; Ixodidae. The record is from RefSeq and is a predicted model, not a curated record. The transcript has 4 exons. The coding region runs from base 149 to 973 and encodes 274 amino acids.